Messenger RNA from Dunckerocampus dactyliophorus (ringed pipefish), 2017 nucleotides. It is a transcript of the gene pllp, whose product is annotated as plasmolipin. Gene Ontology annotation, biological process: myelination. The coding region runs from base 359 to 922 and encodes 187 amino acids. The record is from RefSeq and is a predicted model, not a curated record. Gene Ontology annotation, cellular component: membrane. The transcript is spliced from 4 exons. Gene Ontology annotation, molecular function: structural constituent of myelin sheath. NCBI's taxonomy places the organism in Eukaryota, Metazoa, Chordata, Actinopteri, Syngnathiformes, Syngnathidae.
CAGAGAAGAUGCCACUCACUGUGCAUGUGUGUGUGAGAGAAAGACAGACCUCCACUGAACACCUGUCAACCGAUUUGGAUACACCAGCUGUCAAAUAUCUGGACUUGGAAGUUUCACUGGAUACCCUAUGCCGUGCUUUAGUUUUUUUCUUAGCAUUUUGUACUUUAAUCUUCCUCUCAUGUCGCAUUCUUAUUGGUUUUGUCACUGUUAAACUUGUUCAGCUGCACAGUAUCUGAAGUAAAUAUUAAUCUUCACUAAGAACGCUUUUGGGUGUAGCCAGCAUUUAUCAUCGCAUCGCAUCGUCAUUGCAAACUCUUUUUCCUCACAAGGACUUUUUGAUACAUCAUCAUACACGACCAUGGCAGACUUCCCAUCUAAGGUUACCACGGAGACCAGCUCCCCCAACUCCCAAAGCACUCAGCAGGGGGGCAACAGCCUGCGGGGGCUGGCAGCUAACGUGAGCGGCAGCAUGGACAUGUCUUUCAUCAGGAGCAUCCCAUCCGUGCUCAUGAUGGCUCAAAUAGGUUUGGGGCUGCUCCAUUGGGCGCUGAUAGCCAGCUCUCCUUACAUGUGGGCGCCGGCCAAUGGCUGGGUACUGUUUGUGGCUGUCACCUUCUGGGUUCUCACCACCAUCCUGUUCUUCUUGAUCCUCUUCGGCGCCCAGAGGAGACUCACCGCAGUGCCGUGGCCUCUCACGGUGAUGGUGUACCACGGAGUAGCAACGCUCCUCUACCUGACUGCCUUCCUGGCCAACGCUGCAUCGGUUCAGCCCUUCUACCAUAGCUACUUCUUCGGACAUAUGGCCGCUGCUGCUUUUUUUGGUGCCGUGGUGACGGUGGCAUACGGCGCCAGCGCUUUCUUUUCCUAUUUGGACUGGAAGGGAGACGGAGGAAACGCCGCCACCAGCACAGUGCCCACCUAGGAGCCAAAACAAAGUCUCACAAACCAAAAAAAAACAAAAAAGACUUAUUCCUGGAAGGUCUCUUGUCCAUACUCAGUAAUCAAGGAGCCAUGUGAUGAUUAUUAAUGUUCAACCUGAACACUGUUCCAAUGAAUGAUCAUUCAUUGCAACUACAACACAAAUUUAGCACAGUCUUACCUUGUAUUAUCGUUAAUGCCAAACAAUUACAACCAGUAGGUCAAAUUAUCUUAAAGGCUUUUUUUGUAUCGCUUUCUCUCAGUCAACUUGUUAAAAGGUCUCAGAGGUCCCACUCCACAAUAAUGUAUUCCCAGCAUAUUCCCCCAAAUCUUGGCUUGGUGUUGUGAUUUUCGGUUUUAAAAGUGCUUUUAGUUUGCCGGGAACACUCCGUUUUGUAUGUCUGUAGCUAACGCCAAUUGCUCCAAGAAGCACUAUUGUGCACUUUGUCCACAUUUUGCAUAUACAGUCGUCCCUCGUUUGACGCGUACUUGUUUUCCCCUUACUUUCAUACAAUUCACUAUGCUCUCGUCUGUACAAAAUAUGAAGCAUAAAAGAGAGUGACUUUGGACAAGUUUUAAAAUCAUUUAACAUUUUGCUGAUUUUUUUUGUGUUAUGAAAUAGAAAUAACCUCUUUUCUGAUAUAGAAAUAUAUUUGAACAAAAAAACACAGGAAUAUGUAAUAAUAUAUAAACAUUGUCUCCAUAUGGGGGUUCAUUUGAAAUUCGGGUAAACAAAAAAAAAACCACAAAAAAGCAUUUUUUUUAAAUAUAUUUGCAAGCAUUCGCAAAUGAUUUAGUAGUCUAGUCGCGGUUGUUUGUUUACAUAUCCCCCACGGCCCCCUAUGUAAAGCCGUUAUGACUCAGGUAUGGUAUGAUAUCGACAGAAUUUUUAAAAAUUAUCAUACCCGAGUCCUUAUGACUAAGCUCAAGCACACUUGUUGUGCGAAGACAAACCUUGCAUUUAGUGUGAGUGGGUAACAAACUAACAACAGACUUAACAACUCACAAGUUCUCACAUAAGUCAUUGUCCGAGAAGUGUUUCUUGCGAGUAGCAAUAUGGCGGCCGUGUGGCUUCACAAGUCAUCGCCAAUGAGCUAUC